UUCAACAAGCCAAAUGGAAUAAACCACAGGUUUGACCCUUUACAGAGGAUGUGUCGGUGCUGCACACGUUUCUUGCUACUGAGCGUGCUAAGUGUAUGAAGGACCUUGAGGAAGAACCCAACAGCAAAAGCUUUGGAAAUCUUCCUAAAGUGACUUUGAUGCAGGUAGUACUAUUUAACAGAAGGAGGGAAGGGGAAGUUUCAAAAAUGGAGCUUCAGUCUUUCACAUCCAGGGAUCUUACGGAGCUGAAUCCAGACAUUGUGAGGGGCCUUACUGACUUCGAGAAGAAGCUUGCAGAGCACUUUGAGAGAGUUGAGAUUCGAGGUAAAAGGUCAAGAAAGGUUCCAGUGCUUCUAACCCCUGACAUGAUCACUGCUAUGGACCUCCUCAUGAUAAGCAGAAAAGAGUGUCAAGUCCACAAAGAAAAUGUGUACAUUUUUACACGGCCAGGUGUCCUUUCCCAUUACAGAGGCUCCGACUGCUUUCGCAAGUAUGCAAACAAUGUGGUGCAAAGAACCCAGAGGCACUCACCUCAACAAGAUUGCGGAAACAAGUCGCCACUUUGUCCACACUACUAAACCUCAAAGAAAAUGAAAUGGAUCAACUUGCCACCUUUCUAGGACAUGACAUCCGUGUCCAUAGAGAAUUCUAUCGGCUUCCAGAGAGUACCCUGCAGCUCGAAAAGUCAGCAAACUGUUGAUAGCAAUCGAAAAAGGAAGACUGCCUUACCUGCAGGGGAAAGGGCUGGAUGACAUUGAGGUCAAUCCUGAAGAUGAAGUAGAAAUGAGUGAUGAUGAUUCCAGUGAAGAAACCAUUGCUGACCUACAUCAAUGCAAAGGCUCAACAACAGAGACUUCUAGGGACCAGACACUUCUGAGGCAAACACCAGAGUCAACCACCCUGGACAACAUGGAGGGCACUUCUGAGUCAACCACCCUGGACAACAUGGAGGGCACUUCUGAGUCAACCACCCUGGACAACAUGGAGGGCACUUCUGAGUCAACCACCCUGGACAACAUGAAGGGCACUCCUGAGUCAACCACCUUGGAUAACGUACACAUGAGCAACACACAACCAAGACAUGGUAAAAUAGUCACAUCCCAAGCAUCCUCAAAGUGCUCCAAAGGAAAGCAAGCUGUGAAGGUGAGAAGCAAGUGGACAGGUGAUGAAGUGAAAGCUGUUGAGCGGCAUUUGCUUAAUUUCAUAACAAGCUGCAGAAUACCAGGUAAAAGGACUGUGACUCCUGCCUCCAAGCAGAGCCAGUAGCUCUGAAAGACAGAGACUGGGUUGCUAUCAAAUACUACAUCCACAACAGAAAUGUAGCAUUAAAAAGGAAGAUGAAUAGAUAGAACUAGAGCAUGCCAACUGUAGCUCAGGUACCAUUCAAUUCCAAUUUCAAUCAGCUUCUCCUCAGAUAGUGUUAAUAUCUGUGGGUUUCAUGUUCAUAUUAUUUUAUUUUCCUUAAAUGAUUUAUAUUGUUGGUUCUUGUACAAACAUGCCACAUAGGCUCGACUGUAGAUCCCACAUGUUUGUAUGUUUAUGUAUAAUUGAGGGCUAUUAAUGAGCAUAUGUUUGCCACUUAUGGUCAAUUUUUUGGGGGAUAACAGUUGAUGAUAUAGGUUAAUACUCUGCUCUCAUUGACAGGGAAAAGAGAUAAACAGUACUUAAAGGGAUUGUUAUUGUUCCUAAGUUUUCAGAAGCACUUUGUUCUUAACCACAAGUUGUUGAAUGUGGCAAGGUGUUUAAAUUACUGUUAAACUAUUACCAUUUCAAUGGGUGCUUGUAACAGGCCUUGUGUAUGGUAACUUGCACUAUGUAACUAUGAUGUAAAUCCCUAUGUUAUUUAGACAGGUUAGCUGAAUGUACACUGUCAUGUUUCAUAGAAGCUGGAUGCUUUAAUAGAGAGUUUCUCAUUCAUUUCAAACAUGCCAUUUCUACUGCCUUGUGCAUAGCAGGGAAGGAGGCAAAGUGUAGGUGGUCUAUUCUGGGUGUUCAAUUGAUUUGUUAAUUUGCAUAUUUUCGCUGGCACUCAAUAAAAGUAAGGCAUAAAGUGUU
Molecule: messenger RNA, 2055 nt
Organism: Coregonus clupeaformis (lake whitefish)
Lineage: Eukaryota; Metazoa; Chordata; Actinopteri; Salmoniformes; Salmonidae
Product: variant surface antigen D-like
Exons: 4
Coding region: 784-1266 (160 amino acids)
Source: RefSeq, a predicted model, not a curated record